AUGCAGCGACCUGAAAUUCGCUCACGACAAGGUUGCCUGACUUGCAGGAAGCGUCAUAGAAAAUGCGAUGAGAAGCGGCCUGUCUGCACACUCUGCCAAAAGUCAGGCCGCACUUGCGACUACACAAACGAAUUCCGUUGGGCGCCCGUUGGCGAUGUGUUUGUUGUUCCUGAUGUUUCGUUCAACGCAGGUACCAAAAGGGUUAUUCCAGACGAGAGGCAAAGACCGGCCCAGAAUAGGGGUCGACAACAGCGUAAGCGUGGCCGAUGGCAAGAUGCACAUCAAAGCGAUAACAGCGGCCAGGUCUUGAACAAAUGCCAAAACGAGGCCCAGACUCUCGAUCAAGGUCAAAGCUCAAACUUGGGCACGGCGUCUUACGAUAACGACAACCAGUUACGUUCGGGAUAG
Fusarium verticillioides 7600 is the source of this 408-nucleotide messenger RNA. RefSeq lists its product as hypothetical. Gene Ontology annotation, cellular component: nucleus. The transcript has 2 exons. Gene Ontology annotation, molecular function: zinc ion binding; DNA-binding transcription factor activity, RNA polymerase II-specific; transcription cis-regulatory region binding. The record is from RefSeq and is a predicted model, not a curated record. Gene Ontology annotation, biological process: positive regulation of transcription by RNA polymerase II. Bases 1 to 408 code for a protein of 135 amino acids. Lineage: Eukaryota; Fungi; Ascomycota; Sordariomycetes; Hypocreales; Nectriaceae.